AUGCAACUACUCCUCAAUUCUCCAUGGGAUGUCUGCUUUGAGCCCAUCAAUGAGAUUGUUUACAUUGCAAUGGCUGGGCAGCAUCAGAUCUGGGAACAUAAUAUAACAGAUGGAACUACAAGAGCUUUCAGUGGUGAUGGUUACGAAAGAAACCUGAAUGGCGGCUGGGGGAUUGUGCUAAAAGAAGUUCUGUUUGAUUCUUUGGAAUAG
This is a messenger RNA of Thlaspi arvense, 210 nucleotides long. The record is from the annotation of a GenBank genome assembly. NCBI's taxonomy places the organism in Eukaryota, Viridiplantae, Streptophyta, Magnoliopsida, Brassicales, Brassicaceae.